CUUAAAUGGGUAUCAGAGCAGCGCUCGACGGUACUCCUUGUCAGUUUUCGAAAGUCUUUAGGGUUUAUGGUUUCUUAGCUCUAUGGAUGCCGUUUCAUUCGAGUCACUGCGCAUGCUUUUCCACCGGGUGCAUCAUGGGAGAAAGGAGGCGGCUGGGAAGUGCCGGCUCGCCUUCUCAACUCUGCGCGUGCGUGCCUGAGCGGCAGGUAGACUAAGGCAAGGGGGCGAUGCCCGGAGAGGAUUUGCAGCUGUCAGUGCACUGACAACACAGCAACAGCAUGGAUUCCAAACGUUGCAGUCAGUCUGCUCGAUGGUCCAAGUCAGCAAUUUAUACACUGCUUCUAGGAGGUACCUUUGUUACAUUGGGUUCAAGUCGUAUCCUUUUGAUGAAAUACUCUGUCAAUGAAGAUAAUAAGUAUGAUUAUCUUCCUGCAACUGUGAAUGUGUGCUCAGAAUUAGUCAAGCUCGUACUUUGUUUGAUAAUGGCUCUCUGGGUAAUCAGAAAAGGAGGAUAUUCCCAUAGUGGAUUUGGCUGCAGCUCUUGGAGGCAAUUGUAUAGCUAUAUAAAGUGGUCAAUUCCAGCUUUUCUUUAUUUUUUAGAUAAUCUGAUUGUCUUCUAUGUGUUGUCCUAUCUUGAACCAGCGAUGGCGGUUCUGUUCUCAAAUUUUGUUAUCAUAACAACAGCUCUUCUAUUCAGAAUAGUGCUGAAGCGGCAGGUCUCCUGGGUGCAAUGGGCCUCUUUGCUGAUUCUGUUCCUAUCUAUUGUAGCUCUGACUGCAGGGACAGGAAGCAAUGAGCAUAGCUUGGCUGUGCAUGGAUUUCAUCAUGACAUUUUUCUCAGCCAUUCAAACAGUUGCCUGCAGUAUACCAAAUCAGAAGAAGAAUGUUGGGGCAAAGAGAACUGCACUCUUAGAUGGUCCUUCCCUGGCUUUACCUGGAAUGUCACAACUACGGCGGGACCCAUGAAAACAGUUCGUCUUGGACUAGGACAUCUGCUCAUACUAGUGCAAUGUUUUAUUUCAGCAUUAGCCAACAUCUACAAUGAAAAAAUACUGAAAGAAGGAGGCCAAUUCAGUGAAAACAUCUUUGUGCAGAAUACCAAGCUGUACCUCUUUGGAGCUAUGUUUAAUGCUCUGAUGCUAAGUUUCCGCCCUGAAAACAGGCGCCGGAUAGAGUAUUGUGGUUUUUUCUAUGGCCACAACAUAUUCUCCGUGGCCCUUAUUUUUGUCACUGCCUUCCUUGGGCUCUCUGUGGCGUUCAUUCUGAAGUUCCGAGACAACAUGUUUCAUGUUUUGACUGCACAAGUUACAACAGUGAUCAUCACCACUGUGUCAGUUUUUGUAUUUGACUUUAAGCCUUCCAUGGAGUUCUUCUUGGAAGCACCUGUAGUUCUUUUGUCUAUAUUUAUCUAUCACUCCAGCGGCCCUCAUUGUACGGAACACACUGUUCAGUGGGAAAGGGGCAAACAUAAUGGAGGUGCAUGGGAGCGCUCUAGUGGGGAUGGAGAAGAACUUGAAAGACUCACCAAACCAGGCAGUGAUCAUGAUUCAGAUGAGGAGGCCUUAUAGCAAAUGGUUGUCACAACUAAAAUUUUGGGGAGAUCGGCUGGACGUCCAUACCAAGUAGAUAAUGGGAGGAGGGCUUUGCCAAUUCACAAAAUAUCUCCUAUGAGUAACAUAAUCAGGCAUAAAGCACAAAAUUACUAGAAUGUAACCAGCAGUCCUCCACCCCAAGCCAAUCAUUCAUGAGUUUUCUGUUCCAACUCUUCCAUCUGGUUGUGGAAGGCGCUUUUCCAGCAUAGAAUGUGAGGGCAGGAAACUUUUUCACAGUGAAAGUGGUGGAAAUCUCUUACUGUUUUCACUGAGAUGAGAUUUUUUUUAAAAAAAAAAGAAAUCAAGUUCUGCUAGAUGAUAUUUUAACUACUCACCAAACAAAGGGUAUUAGGGUGGGAUUAGAAAAAUCAAUGGAGGUUAUAAUUUCUCCUAAUCCUCAUGACUAUGCACUACUAAUAGUGUUGAAGACCAUACACCUCUGAGUAUUAAAUGUAGUUGGAAUUUUGGGGAGAUGUACAUAUUCUUGCCAACUGGAUGAUAGUAGGAAAGUUUGCCUAUUUACAAAUUACUAUUCACAUAAUCAGUCAUAAAGCACUGAUUUACUAGAAUGCUAUCAAAAUAUUAAUUGCUGGAAAUUAUUGCAGGGCAAUCAUUGUCCUUUUCUUCUGAUAGUAGACUUCCCAUAGGCAACUAGUAGGUCAUUGUUGAAAAUAGGAUACUGGAGCAAACAGAGUUUUUAUGUGAUCCAGCAGAAUUGCUCAUGCUUCUGUGUACUUGAUCUUCUAAAAUGAAGAUUUAUUUUUGCAGCAAAGAGUCAUUGGAAUUCAGAAGAUUUGGCUGCAGAAGGGAAGCAUCAUUUUGAACCAUGUAUUUUGAGAAAGCUGGGGUUUUUUUCCACCUUAAAAUAAAGAGACUGGAGUGCUAAUGCUGACAAGAUAUCUCAGUUCAAAGAUGAUGUGAGAGAAGAAUUUAGUGAUGGAAUUAUGGAAGCUACCAUUUUGUGGAAAUCCAGAAGCAAAGUCCUCAAAAUAUUGCAUACCACAAAUACAGAGAUAAAUGGUAACAUUUCUUAUGUGUAAAAUGUACUUUACCCUUUAAGCUUCAGAAAAUAUUGUUGCCAUCAUGUGUUGUGUGCCUUGGGUACCAUGUAAAUCAUCAAUCUUUUUAUAUGACUACCCCUGUGAUGUCCAGUGUUAAAAUCUGCAUAUGUUUGAGCCUUAAAAUUACAGUAAUUAAGAUACCAUUUGAAUAUGAAAACCAAUAUUUGGGCACCUAGUAUUUCUUCUAAAUGCUACCAUCACAAUUCAGAUGAGUUAUCCAGCUGAUGGAUCUAUUAAAUGAAUAGGAAAUUAAUAUCAUUACCUUCUAGCCAUUUUGCACAUAUCUGUACAAUAUGGGUACUAUUUUUACUUUUGUUACAUGAAAAUAGAUGAAUUGUGUAUUUGAGCAUAAAAUUUAAGAUUACUUCUUUCAAAAUAUACUAACCGGAUCAUCCUUCCAGGAUAAUGAAAAACAGGAUCCAGAAAGAUAUAUUGUUCCAAGUAUUUAUUCAUUCUUAGCCAGUGUAGUUAAAGGGAUGAAGGGAAUUGUACUCUUAACAUCUGAGGGUUGGGUGAUACUUCUAGUAUAAACCAUGUAACACUGGAUAAAACUGCAUUUAUCUCCUUUUACAUGCAUGUUGUUCACAAGCUGUGUGUUCCAAAAAAAAUAAUUUCCCUGGUAAAUAAGUGAUGUGCAACUAUCUCAUGUUGUUGCUAUAAAGAUACUCCAUCUUUUCUGACUAAUUUAUUCAGUUACUAUCCUUGAUGGUGAAUUGCAAUCCAAUAAUACGUGGAAGUCAAGAGUUUGGAGAAGAAUCUUUUAUGGCAUGUGGGCAAGGAAAAUUUGUAAUCCAGUAUUUCUUAAUCUUUAAUGGACAUUUUAAACAUAGGCCAUAUUUUAUAUCAGGUAAUGCCUUUAAGAUUUUGGUCAUAUCUAGGUUAUGUACUAGGAAUGUCAAUUCCUUAAAGAAAAGUUAUCCACCCUAUAAAUGUUUCCUAAGCUUUCAGCUUGGAAGUAGCAAAUUGGAGUGCCUCCCUUUGAUUGUCUUUGAUAUUCAGUCUUUUGUACACAUUCAUGUUUGUGUUAAGUUCCAUAAAAGGCAAAAGAAGUACAGGCAUAAAAUGUAGUGCAGCAUAAAAAGUUUGUGCUGAUAUAUAUUUAAAGGUGUUACAAUAUUUUGCAUGCAAAAUAUUCUGUGGAUACGAUAGAGAAUUUUCUGUUUUUCCAGCAUUGAGAUUCAGUUUUGGAGUGGAAAUGUAUAAAGAAAAUGGUACAAUUGUAUUUAAGACAUUUAGCAACUGUCACAUAUAGAGAAUUCUAAAUUAUAUAAAACAAUGCUUGAAUUGUGAUAUGAAGUUUCACUUCAGUUUAAAUUUCAAGUUUAAGAUUCAUUUGUAAAGAUGUCUGCAGGGGCAAGAAUUAAUAUUGAGAAAUUAUUGGAAGAGGAAAGUAUGAAAAUGCUAGGCAAAUAUUCCAAUCAUGGUUAUUGUGUUGAUAUAAGGUGGUUCUAUUAUUUGCUUUCAUAACAUCUAAUUGAUAUUUUUCUGUAAUGUCGCUACCACGCUGGAACCUGAUAUAAUGAAGUAUCCUUUUGACCCUGCUUUAUCUUAUGUUUAUUGUAUUUAUUCAGAAAUACUGUUUGAAGUAAGGAUUUCUUUUACCAACUUUAUUGACGCAAGUAUCCAUUGUGCUUUUAUUGAUAGUCUCUGAAGAAGUAGUUCUAACAUAACAGUGUUCCUUAACAGCAGUUGUUUAAAUACAGUUGCAAGACAAACUUUGCCUAACUUACCUACUAGUGCCUGGAAUAAAUUACAAUUUGGGGGGGAGGGGAAUGGGUGAGUUGAGUUCAAUGAAAAAAACUGGGCAAAUGGAUAUUGAUUUUAUGCAUACCAAUAGAAUUAGACACAGAAAAAAUAAUACUUUAGUGACCAAUAUUGACUUUCCAUAACAAUUAGAAAAACCAAUAUUCAAAUACAUAUUUUUAAAAAUUGGUAAUAUCAUACAUAUAUAUUCUCAAUAAUGUAUGGAUUUGUGCUGGGCUUUUAAUGGAGUCAUUUAGGGCAGUGGUCUGCAACCUUGGCAACUUUAAGACUUGUGGACUUCAACUCCCAGAGUUCCUCAGCCAGCAAAGCUCUUAAGGUCUUAAAGUUGCCAAGGUUGGAGACCACUGAUUUAGGGGUCAACUGUUGCCCAAACUAGGUAAUGCUACCCAACUUCAAGGUCUUGGAUACCCUAGAAAUACCUGAUUAAGCAUUCCUGAUAUAAUACAUCCAAAGGAUUAUUAUUAUUGCCUGCAUGGCUGUUGGGUUGGACAUGGAGUACUUGAAUGAUUUUCUCCUGGGAAAAUGACCUGAAAGGGUGUUUUCUAAAUAGAAUAUAAAAAUAUGUAAAAAGUUAAAUAUUCAUCUGUUCUCCAGUCUUCUUCAAAGGAUUCCCCUUUUGCAUUCAUGUGGCCUGGCAGACUCAUUUAGGGAACAUAUAUGUGUCCGCUAAAUAUGUGGUUUGUCUGUGUUUGAGAAAGAAAUCUGCUUUGUUUGGUGCGUGUGGAAUUUAAAAAGAAAUUUCUUGAAAGAAAAUUCUGAAGGUUUUUUGCAUUAGUGGCGUGCAGGGUUGAUUUUGUUUUCCUCUGCAAAUAUCUAAUAACAAAACAAAAAUAAAUAAAAACUGAGCUUGUCCAAUUUAAA
Messenger RNA from Thamnophis elegans (Western terrestrial garter snake), 5278 nucleotides. RefSeq names its product solute carrier family 35 member A5 (gene SLC35A5). Gene Ontology annotation, cellular component: Golgi membrane. Gene Ontology annotation, molecular function: pyrimidine nucleotide-sugar transmembrane transporter activity. The record is from RefSeq and is a predicted model, not a curated record. Bases 279 to 1568 code for a protein of 429 amino acids. Lineage: Eukaryota; Metazoa; Chordata; Lepidosauria; Squamata; Natricidae. Gene Ontology annotation, biological process: pyrimidine nucleotide-sugar transmembrane transport. The transcript is spliced from 7 exons.